This is a messenger RNA of Aureobasidium musti, 591 nucleotides long. The record is from the annotation of a GenBank genome assembly. NCBI's taxonomy places the organism in Eukaryota, Fungi, Ascomycota, Dothideomycetes, Dothideales, Saccotheciaceae.
AUGAGCUCUGAUAUCCAGGCAGAGAUGCCUCCUUCAUCACUAGCAAAGGCCAUCCAAUUCGGCCCCUUCACUGUAACCUCCCAAGUCUUCUACAAAACACCUCUAUCCUUCUGCCUCGUAAACCUCAAACCCUUAUUGCCAGGCCAUAUUCUGGUCUGCCCUUUGCGUCGCGUCCAACACAUCGAUCAACUCAGCGCCCACGAAGUCACUGAUCUGUUCAGUACAGUGCAAUUGGCGUCGCGGACACUGAAGCGCGUUUACAAUGCCUCGGCAUGCAACAUAGCGAUACAAGAUGGCGAGGCUGCAGGACAGAGCGUGCCGCAUGUGCAUGCGCAUCUGAUCCCCAGAAGCGACGGUGACAUGGAUGCGCAAGGUGGUGGUGACAAGAUCUACGAACAGCUGGAAGGUGACGAGGGAGAUGUGGGUAAACAUCAGAGGGAAGAGGAGGGUGUGAGGAAAGGCAAGUUCCCCAAGGUCGAGGAUGACAAGAGGAAGCCUAGAAGCAUGGAAGAGAUGGAGAAAGAGGCUCGCUGGCUAGCAGAGGAGAUUCAGAAGGACGCCCAGAAGUUCUCGAAUGAGUCUUCAUUAUAG